AUGACCACAUCCCAUGAUACUCUACGACAACAUCUCAUGACUGCCUUCGGUGGAGAAAUUGCAAUGAAAGAUUUGGGUACUUUGUCUUAUUUUUUAGAGAUUUAUGUCACUCGUACUGGGGAUCACAUGUUCUUGCCUCUACAUGCCUAUGCUAGAGAUGUUAUUCAUCAUGCUGCCAUGGUUUCUUGCAAACUAGUUGCCACCCCAAUUGACACCAAUUCUAAAUUGGGUGACACCACUGCUCCUCUCUUUGGUGACCCAACUACUUACCGUAGUCUGGUGGGUGCUCUUAAGUACCUUACUUUCACCCAUCCUGACAUUUCCUAUGUCAUACAGCAAAUCUACAUGCAUAUGCACUCUCCUACUGAAGCUAACUGGAAUGCACAAAAGCGAAUCAUCAGAUAUCUACGGGGCACCAACGAAUAUGGCCUUCACUUUCCUCCUGCUCAGACUUUGUCCUUACUAUCCUACACUGAUGCAGACUGGGCUGGUUUCCCGGACACUCAUCGCUCGACUUCUGGCUACUGUGUUUAUCAUGGUGAUAACGUUCUCUUUUGGUCUUCUAAACGUCAACCAACCGUAUCUCGCUCCAGUGCAGAGGAAGAAUACAGAGGGUUAGCAAACGUUGUUGUAGAAAUAUGUUGGCUUCAAAAUCUUCUACUCGAACUGCAACGACCUCUUUCUCAUGCAACCUUGGUGUAUUAUGACAAUGUAAGUGCCAUCUACCUGUCUGGUAAUCCAGUGCAACACCAGCUCACCAAGCACAUCAAGUUAGACAUUCAUUUUGUACGAGAGCAGGUAUAA
This is a messenger RNA of Helianthus annuus (common sunflower), 804 nucleotides long. RefSeq lists its product as uncharacterized. The record is from RefSeq and is a predicted model, not a curated record. Lineage: Eukaryota; Viridiplantae; Streptophyta; Magnoliopsida; Asterales; Asteraceae. The transcript has a single exon. The coding region runs from base 1 to 804 and encodes 267 amino acids.